AUGGUUGAACUUUUCGAAUCGUGGUUUAAAAAUAACUUAUUACCAAAUUUAGCAGACAACAGUGUUAUUGUUUUAGAUAAUGCAUCAUAUUAUUCUAAACAACUUAAAAAAAUUCCGAAUAAAUACUCUAGAAAGGAUGAAUUGCAAGAUUUUUUAUUAUCACAAGAUUUAUAUUUUGAAGAUUGGUACACUAAAGACCAAUUAGUAGAGGUACUUAAUACAAAAUUAUUUGUAAAGGAAUAUAUUAUUGAUGAAGCAGCAAGUAAAAAUGGACAUACAACUUUAAGACUACCACCAUAUUACUGCGUUUUAAAUCCAAUAGAGUUGUUAUGGUCUCAACUGAAAUAUAAUGUGAGACAAAAAAAUGUAAGUCCAAAAUGUUAUAACAAUGUCGUGAAACUGAUAGAUUCUGAAUUUAAAAAUAUCUCUGAGGAUAACUGGAAGAAAGCAAUAGAGCACGUAGAAAAUAUCGAAAAAGAAUAUCUUAAAAAAAUUCCUGUUCUAAAUAAAAUUAUUAUCAAUGUGGAGAACAGUGAUUCAGAGGAAGAAAGUGACGAAGUGUAA
Diabrotica virgifera virgifera (western corn rootworm) is the source of this 564-nucleotide messenger RNA. RefSeq lists its product as uncharacterized. Gene Ontology annotation, molecular function: nucleic acid binding. The transcript has a single exon. The record is from RefSeq and is a predicted model, not a curated record. Lineage: Eukaryota; Metazoa; Arthropoda; Insecta; Coleoptera; Chrysomelidae. The coding region runs from base 1 to 564 and encodes 187 amino acids.